Tuber melanosporum (Perigord truffle) is the source of this 3447-nucleotide messenger RNA. RefSeq lists its product as uncharacterized. The record is from RefSeq and is a predicted model, not a curated record. Gene Ontology annotation, molecular function: ATP hydrolysis activity; ATP binding. Gene Ontology annotation, cellular component: Smc5-Smc6 complex. Bases 1 to 3447 code for a protein of 1148 amino acids. NCBI's taxonomy places the organism in Eukaryota, Fungi, Ascomycota, Pezizomycetes, Pezizales, Tuberaceae. The transcript has 8 exons. Gene Ontology annotation, biological process: double-strand break repair via homologous recombination.
AUGCCUUCGUUGGUGCACAAGCGCUCUACGCAGCACUUUACGGAUAACUCCGGGCCUGAAGGUCUACCAUCUCGGGAGUCCUUAGUUCCCGGCGGAAAUCCAAAGCGUGUUCGUAUCAUACCUGAGGAAAUGUUCUCCGACGAUGAAUUUGGUGAGGAUCAAGAUGGCGAGGAUAGCGACGUGCUUGUGAAGCCAGAUAUGGAUGGAAUCCGUCUUCCGUCGGAGGCUGAUUCAGAUCUGGAAGAGGAGGAAGCCAUGAGUCAUGGAGGAGGCGAAAUAGAGCGGAAUAUUCAACCUUUUCAGCCUGGAAGCAUUGUUAGAAUUAAGGCUGAGAAUUUCGUCACCUACACGGCUGUUGAAUUCCUUCCGGGCCCAAACUUGAACAUGGUUAUCGGGCCUAAUGGAACGGGCAAGUCGACCAUUGUCUGUGCUAUUUGUCUUGGAUUGGGCUCUAGCCCGGCAAAUCUUGGCCGAGCAAAGGAAAUUUCGGAGUUCGUCAAACACGGCUGUGAUACGGCUGUCAUCGAAAUCGAAUUGCAGGGAAAGGAAAAUGAGAGAAACCCAAUCAUUAAACGGAAGAUUGGACGAGAAAACAACACCUCCACAUUUACGCUCAAUGGUUCGCCUAGUACGCCUGGGAAAAUUACGAAGCUUGUAAAAUCCUACAACAUCCAGAUAGACAAUCUUUGCCAAUUUCUUCCUCAGGACCGUGUUGUUGAGUUCGCUGGCUUAACGGCUAUUGAUCUAUUGACUCAUACCCAACGGGCCGCGGCACCCCCAGAGAUCCUUGGUCAUCACGAAAAUCUCAAGAAGCUUGGUAAAAACCGAAAGGAGUUGCUAAAUGAGUUAGAAAUCGACCGUAAUCAGUUGGCAUCAAUGGAGGCGCGACAGGCUGCUUUACAGCAGGAUGUUGAGCGCCUACGGGAGAGACAAGAGAUUAUUAAAAGGAUCGAGCUGCUGGAAAAGGCCAAACCCUUUGUUAAAUACCGAGUGGCGAGAAGUCUAGCCAAAGAUGCCAAAGAUGCAAGCAAGGUUGCUGAACGGGAACUCCGCGAGCUUGAGCAGCAGGUCGAGCCAAUGACUGAGGCGCCCAAGGCAAAGCGCAGAUAUCAGAAGGCCCUUGAGAGGUGCGUGGUGGCAAGGAAGAAGGAACUUGAAGCCAAAGAGGCAGCAGUUACAAAGUUCAAAGAUGAUGUUAUAGGGAAAGCCGAUGAGAAGAUAACAGACAUUACCGAUAAAAUGGAUGCAGCUAGAUCGGCGGAACAGACUCGGAAACAGCAGAUAGUGCGAGAAAAAGAAAAAAUUGCCAAACUUAAGAAGCAAUUAGAGGAGGGUCCCCCAGAAGUCGAUCUGGCCUAUUAUAACGGGAAGAUUAGUGAUAGCAAUCAUGAGGUUAGAGACAUGAAAGCGAAGAUCGAUGACAUUGACUCAGAGAUCAGACCCAUGGUUGAGAGGGCGAAUCAGAUUACCGGUCAAAUAAGUCGGAAGAACAAGGAUCUUCAGGAUUUGAAUUCGGUUAUUGGAGUUCGUGAGAGAAUGCUUGAACGCAUGAGCAGGGAUACCCAUCAAGUUUGGCAGUGGAUCAAAACCCACCAGGGUGAAUUCAGCCAAGAAAUACUUGGUCCCCCAGUGUUGACCUGUAAUGUUACCGAUCCCAGAUACGCCGAUGUUGUUGAAUCGCAGCUCGGCAAAAACGACAAGCUUGCCCUUGUGGCACAGAACAAAACCGAUUAUCGGAAGUUAUUGGAUGUGUGUUUUGGUGCUGGUCCUGAGAGUCUAAAGUUGCGCGAUGUUACCAUCAGGGAAAAUUCCAAUGUCCCCAUUCCGCCUUUGCCGAUGGCAUCAGAAGAAGCGCGAGGGUUGGGGUUUGACGGUUUUACUAUCGACUUUAUAGAUGGACCAGCGCCCGUUAUAUCAAUGCUGUGUCAGGAAUGCCGCAUUCACACAACGCCUAUAAGUUUCAGAGAGUUUACUGCUGUCCAAAAUAAAAACAUGGAGAGUACCAGGAUUAAUAGAUGGAUCACUGGGCGAAAUAUGUACACAUUGCGGAGACGUUAUGGCCAAGUUAUGACAAACGUAUCCUCGAUUCGCAAUGCUCAAGCCUUUGCUGCGCAGCAGGUUGACACACAAGCAGAGCAGGAGAUUCGUCGCUCCAUUGGAGAGAUGGAAAGUGACUUGGAGGAUGUCAAGAGAAAAAUAGAGGAGCUGAAGGAUUCAAGGGCUACAUUUGUUACCAAAUAUAAGGCGGCGCAGGCUGCCAACCAAAAGAUCAAGACGGAAAAGGUUGCAAAGCAGCAUGAGGCAGCAAAGUAUGUCAAGCUUAAGGCGACUCUAGCAAGUGCUGAGGAGGAUCUCAAGAGGAAGAUGGGAGGCGGGGAAGACUAUAAAGGGAGCAUGAGAAGAUGGAAGUCACAGAAAGAGGAACUUGUGAUGGAGAGGGCAGUUGAUGCACAAAAAUUCGCAAACCUUGCGAAAGGUCUUGUGGCGAUCCAUAACGAGUUAAUCUUGUGCCAGAUUAGACUUGCAGAGGCAGGCUCGGAUGUCGAGACCUUGCAGAGGAGGAUCCAGGAUGUAUUACGAGACCUUGAAACUAAGAAGACUGAAUCUGCUGAUCUCGCAAAACAUGCAACUGAAUGUGCCGCCCGUGCUCGCGCGCUUCAAGGUGCCUGUCGCAAGAUUAUACAGGGACUCUCUCCCGAAGAAUCAGAAUUCAUGAACCAGAUUCCUCCCGAAAAGAACGGCGAAGAUAUCGAGACAGACAUUGAAGCCGAGAGUGCCCGACUCGAUUUACUUCACGAAGGAAACCCCAACGCCAUUAAACAAUAUGAAGACCGUGCAACCAGAAUUCGGAACCUCGAGGAUAAAAUUGCUGAGCGAGAAAAGAACUUCCAGAAACAUUCUGCUGCUAUAGCUGAACUUCGGGGUAAAUGGGAGCCUGUAAUUGACCGCCUUGUUGCAAAAAUUUCUACCGCCUUUUCAAAGUCCUUUGAGAAAAUCAACUGCGCUGGCGAGGUCCGUGUGCACAAGGAAGAAGACGAAUACGAUAAGUGGGCUAUACAGAUUUUGGUCAAGUUCAGAGCAAAUGAGAGUUUGCAGAUCCUGAACAAUCAGCGUCAGAGUGGUGGCGAGAGAGCUGUCAGCACAGUUUUCUAUCUAAUGGCGCUGCAGAGUCUUGCGCGUAGUCCUUUUAGAGUUGUUGAUGAAAUUAACCAAGGGAUGGAUCCUAGAAACGAGCGACUUGUCCACCAUAGGAUGGUUAGUAUUGCUUGCCAAGAAUAUACCUCGCAGUAUUUCUUGAUCACCCCCAAACUCCUACCUGACCUCUCCUACCACAAGCGGAUGAAGGUCCAUUGCAUCUUCUCUGGCGAUUGGCUCCAGGAGGACACAAGGUUGGACCCGGACAAAUACCUUAGAAUCGGGGCUAGGUUGAAAACAACGGCACAUUAA